Molecule: messenger RNA, 780 nt
Organism: Ogataea parapolymorpha DL-1
Lineage: Eukaryota; Fungi; Ascomycota; Pichiomycetes; Pichiales; Pichiaceae
Exons: 1
Coding region: 1-780 (259 amino acids)
Source: RefSeq, a predicted model, not a curated record
AUGAACUCAAGCAUGCCAGGGUCUUUUCCUGGGUCCUAUGACUCUGUUUCGGAACAGAGAGACUCCUCUUUGAUGGUGACACAAAUCAUCAAGGUGCGAAAUAGUCUCAAGCUAGAAUUUUUGGACACACUGAACAUACUUCUAUUACUGGAGUUAAUAGUCAUUUAUCUCCAAGAUCAAUCAUUCUUCAAGCUGGUGAUCAGAAUUUCGCUACAAUUGUUUCUUGCAGGCGUCAAUUCGCAUACAUUGCGCCAAUGGAUCGAGUACAAUCUCUUGUCCACAGGACAGACAGUCACCGAAGAAACAUUAACGACCCAAUUAAUCUAUUUCCAGAAAGCAGUCCUGGUGGAGGUGAUCUUGAUAAACAGCAUAGCGCUUGCGGACCAUCUUUUCUUUUACCGCGAUCAUAGUCGCCUACCAGAUAUUCCGCAUGAUUCGCUAGUAUCGUAUCUGAAUCUACACACACAAUAUAGCAUCGAGUUCUACGAGUCCAAAAACACGUUCCGCUACAACUCUAUUUUCAUAAACAUCAUAGGAGAGGCUAGACCCACUAAUAAAACUGGACUGCUUAUCUUAGACGUUCUAGUCUUUUUGGGGCAGUACAUUACGUACAGUCUGAUCUAUUGGCCCGAAAAAUCAGAGCCCCCCAAAUCGACUACAGAGCAAUCUUUGCUGCUCCGCGGAAACGAAAACGAAAUGCAGGAGGCUAUAACGAUAUUCAAUGUGGAGUUGUUUCCAGCAACCACGUUUACAGGUCUUUGGAGCCGCUUGACAAUGUAA